AGUGGAGCGUACUUUAUGUUACGUCCAUAACCUCAAAGAGAAAAAGAAAUUUCUAGAGGCUUUUGCGUUAUAUUCCUCCACGUCGAGGAGAAGACGCUUUUCGUUCCGUCCGGAACGUCAAACAAAAAGAAAUUUCUUGUUUUAGGUAUACGCUAUAUAACCCUGAGGUGGGUUGAAGGCGUUUUUUGGUCCAGCCGGAACAUAAAAAAACAAAGAAAUUCUUUAUAACCUAUAAAAACAUAGUGAAGAAUCUUGAGGAAUAUUGUAUUAUCUGUGAUCGAAAUUGUUAUAUUACGACAUAAAUGAAAUAAAAAUUCGUAAAACGUAAGAAAAGUGACGAACGUAUAGUAUAAAGUAACAAGACAAUGAGUCAACGAAGAGCAAAUGAAGGGAGAUGAUUGGAUUCACUCUACGGAUUAUUGCUUAGAUAUGUAACACUGGGGAAAAAAGAUGUCAAACUGUCAUUAUCUUGUGGAAGUUUAAGGCGUUUGAAAGCAAUUUAAAACACGAAAAUACAAUAAAAGCUAAUAAGCCAAACUAGACUGAACAAAUUGCAUAUAUCCGAUGCCACUCGGUAAUAAACCAGAGUGCACAAAAUGUGGGACUCAUGAGACCCCGUUGUGGCACUCUACUGAAGCUGGCAAUCUCUGUAAUGCCUGCUUGGAGGAAGAGCGAAGCGCUGAGGCAAGUGUAUCUACGAAGACGGACGAAGAGGAUAAGAACAGUUCACUGAGGCCUAGGAGAAGUACCAGGAUCACCAGAUACUGCAAUUCGAAGGCAACUGGACCACACAGAGUGGUGCCCAAGGGCAAGGGCCGCAGGAACUUAUUCAAAAAAACACCAGUCAAAGCACCCACGGCCACUGCGACUCCAGUCACGAGUAACUACGUAUUUUAUAAAGGCACGUACAUUCAAGUCGGAGAUAUAGUCUCCAUGCAGGAUAUCGACGGUGGUAUUUAUUACGCUCAAAUACGCGGCUUGCUAACCGAUCAGUAUUGCGAAAAGAGCGCUGCCAUUACUUGGCUACUCCCCACUACGGCCAGUCCCCCACCAGAAGAAGGCUUUGUUCCUGAGACCUACAUAAUUGGACCGGAGGAAGAUCUACCGCGUAAAUUAGAAUGCAUGGAAUUCGUGAUGCACGCGCCGUCGGAUUAUUUCAAGCUGAAGAACACGCCUUAUCCGCCUCUGCUCACGGAAAGAGGACUGGGUUACGUGUGGACGACGCUUAGAAACGAAACGGCUUUGUACAAAAAGUGACGAUGUAAAUCUUUUGGAUUACGUUUGUCGUACCGAUUAGCUCUUUCUAAGCCUAAUCUUAGCCUAAUCUCAGCUGAGCAAAGAUAAGUUGCAGAAUAAUUCACAUGCGAGUGAUUUUUUAUUUUGUAUGUUACUUUAAUUAAGAGUAGUUGUAAGUGACGUUUAUAAGAUAAGCGUACAUAGAUUAUUUUGGAGUAAACGUGCAGCACGAGAGUAAUCUCGAGAAACGGAAAAUAAUAUACACUGUCAAUUUGUUCAUUAAAUAUAUUUUCGUUAUAAUAU
Molecule: messenger RNA, 1539 nt
Organism: Ooceraea biroi (clonal raider ant)
Lineage: Eukaryota; Metazoa; Arthropoda; Insecta; Hymenoptera; Formicidae
Product: GATA zinc finger domain-containing protein 1
Biological process (GO): chromatin organization; regulation of DNA-templated transcription
Cellular component (GO): nucleus
Molecular function (GO): zinc ion binding; sequence-specific DNA binding
Source: RefSeq, a predicted model, not a curated record